Molecule: messenger RNA, 1243 nt
Organism: Cladocopium goreaui
Lineage: Eukaryota; Dinophyceae; Suessiales; Symbiodiniaceae
Source: the annotation of a GenBank genome assembly
GGUUGAAGAGUUCGUUCAGUUCGUUGAACCAACGGCAUAUGAUCUCCGUUCAGGCGCUCCAUCUCCGGCAGAUCCACAGCCCAUGGCGACCGCGGUCCUCGUUCCCGCAUCGCCCGUUGGAGCCCAGAGGCGCCCAGAGAUCUGCAGUGUGCUGUGCCAUGGCCAUGGCAGCCAUGGGACGUGGCCAGCCCAAAGAGGCUGACACAGAAACAGAUCGUGUAGAUCGAGAUCUCCGAGACGACCGUGAUGAUUUGGCUCACGAUCUGCCGGGUUUUGCGAGACAACUCUGUAGAGAGCUACAACAGAAGAGACCGCAGAAACAUGAUCAGAUUCACGAUCAUGAGCUGGCACCUUUGAUCCGAAAGAAGUGGUGGACACAGCUGGGGCGGCUCCUGAAAGCUCAUGAGGAAUACCCUCACGGACUUCCGGAUGACGCCUGGAUAUCCCUUCGAUUAGAUGGCUGCUGCUGGGGCACCCUCAUGUCUCGUUUGAAGUCUUCUGGCGUGCUGAACUAUGGCUUUCGGGAGGAGAUCGCAGAGACCAUGGUGGCCAGUUGUCGAGCCGUGAUGUGUGAAUUUGGAGGGGUCGUGGGCUACACCCACAGUGAUGAGAUGACCAUUCUGGUCCCACCAGGUCCACGCUUGUUCGAUGGACGCCUGUCUUCCUGGAUUAGCUUGGCUGCCAGCAUCGCCACUGCCACCUGCAACCGAGUUUUGGUGAAUCUUGCGGCCAAGAAAGGCUUGGUUCUAGAAGACACCAUUGUGGCACACUUCGACUGCCGAGCUGGAAUUUUUCCCUCCGCAUUUGAGGCUGAAAGCUUGCUGUUAUGGCGCGCUUCAGAUUGCAACGUCAAUUCUGCAUCUGACGCCAUCAAAUUUUCAGAUGCUCCGAUGGAAGUGCGAGGGCUCAACACAAUCCAAAAGCUGAUCUACUUGCAGGGCAGAGGUGGCUUACCCCUGCAGCGCCAUCAAGCUUAUGGGUCGCUCUUGGUCCGGACUGAGACCUCAGAAGGUAGCAGAGUGGUGUUGCUGAACAGCGGUGCUGACUCGCAGCCGAUGCAUAUAUUGAACCUCUUCCGCAAGCGGUCGUUGAUCCCAGAACGCUAUUUGAACGGAAGCUCCUUGCAAGAGAGCGGCGAUGUGCCGGAAGUGAAGGGUGACCACGAACCUCCCGUGUCAUGGCCCUGUACCGUACCUCGAUGUCACUGAGCCAAAGUGCUCACGACAUCUCACGACUCCCUUUG